CUGCUUCCGGUUUUUGAGCACGUGUCCAGUGUUUGAUAACAAACUUUGAAACAAAAUUUUCUUUAGAUUUGUCUUAUAAUGGUAUAUAAAUAUGGGUAAAUCGAAGAAACAAAGAAAGGGGAAGAAAUUUAACUAUGACAAGAAUAGAAGAAAGGAGUGGAAAAAGUCGAAGAAGUUGCCAAGUAUUGAAUGUACUCAAAUAAAAAAGGCAUGGGAUCCCAAGAAGUCAAUGAGAAGAAAUCUAGAAGAGAUGGGAAUUUCAGCUGAUCCCAAUCAGACUAUCAAGAUCCCAAAAACAAAGGAUUUUUUGAUGGACGAUGAAAAUAAUCCAGAAACUGAAAUAGAAGAGAAAAAAGUCCCUAAAAAACAACCUAAGGAACAUGUUGUUCACGAGUUGGAGGCCGAGGCUAGUGUACCACUGGAGAAGACACUGAGACUGUCCUCUGAAGAGACAAAGUACUGUAUAUAUAUGAUGGAGAAGUAUGGAGAAGACUUCAAGGCUAUGGCAAGAGACAGAAGAAAUUAUUAUCAAGAGACCCCAAAACAGAUCAAAAGAAAAAUCAAGGCCUUUAUGAAUAUCCCAGAGCAGUACAAUGCUUACCUGGCCACCAAAGCUUCAUCAUCAGGAUGCAGUUCUUUCAUCCAUGCACAUGUUGAAGAAAUCACCUUAAACAGACUCGAACCAGGGGCAUCGGAGAACAAGCAUGACAACUGCACCACUGGAUCAGAAUUUUGUCUCUCUGAACCAAACUCGUUGCCCUCCAUCACCAGUUGUGUAGUACAGUCAAGUGGAGAAUCUGGUUCGAUCCCCUCAACUCCGCCCUGUAAGCGACUUAUCGAGAUGCCAAAGAUUCCUCGGAGAGUGACCCGGACAUACCGCGCCAAGCGACGGAACGGGCAUUACCUCACCCCCACGUUAUGGGACACACCAGUCAAAAACCCUAACAUAAACUCUGUAUACUCCAGAAACGAAGUGCCCUUCCACAAAGUAAGAAGAAAGCUGCAUUUUGGUAGAAAGCCCCCUACAGAUAGGCAUAACACUGAGUCUGACAAAGAACCCUCAUCAUCUGAUAUCAGUGACAAAAAGAAAGUCAUGGAAACUGCAAAGGAUGAUGGGAACAGAGAAGUCACUAUGGCAACGGAAGAAGAUGAGCCCUUGGCUGUACCCCUUGUCAAAGGAAACAAGACAGCUAGAGAACUCAAACAUUUAAGUGACCUCAGUGACCUGCUGCCCACCCGUCUUAGAUCCUCCACCAAGUUUUGUAGUGAAUCUCAUAUGCAAGAUUUUACAUUUCAUGGCUUAAGGGCAUAGGUACAUAAGAUCUAUGUAUGCCAUGCAAUUAUCGAGUGCUUAUGUUCUGCACUAUGUUGGAAAACCUCAGCAUUAGUUUUACUUUUCAACAUCUUGCCAUGUUAUACUUUUUAUAGUGUUCAGCAAUGAGUGCUUCUAUUGUCCAGAUAGACAAUUCUGACAUUAUGGUAGUCAUUUUUAUGAUGGGAAAAAUACUCAGAGUCGAUGCAGAAAUUGUAAUGUUUGUUUUAAUAGGAUCAUUUCCUUGUUUAUUUUUCUUUUUAAUUUUUUGUCAGAUAGUUGUGUAAGUUGGUUUAAGAUGGUCAGAGUCCCUAAUAUACAUAAUUAUUUAAUAAAUAAGGUAAAUAAUAAUCUUUUUGGUUUAAAUGGACCAUUUUAUACUGAAUUAUUAUAUAUUUUUUUUAGAAAAGACUGGAUUUUGUACAGUAUACAUGUAUAUUCACAUUUUUACCAAUUCCUUUGUACAUGUAAAUUGCUAACAGAUGUUUUAUUGUAAGGUGCAGUUUUAAUUUCUCCAAUGUUUUACUAUUUUUUCUUCAAUAUAAUUAUGUACAUUUUGUACAUACACAUGUAUAUGGAAGAGAAUUAUUAAUUUUUAUGAAGAGAAAGAGUUGGUAUUCUGAAGAGAUUCUGCUUGCUCUUUUUUGGUUUUUAAUAUGAAGCGGAUUGUUGUUUCAUGUCUUUGUGUAUAUAUAUAAAAUUAAUCACUUGAACCUUGAAAAAAACAGUAAACAUAUUAAAUUUCAUUUUAAAGCUGUGUUAUCCAAAAGACUGCAAUAGUGUUUUUGGUUGAUUUUUUUAAUACAAUAUUGGUGGUGCUUGAGACAUUUCAGAGUGCAUUUUGUUUUAAAUAUGUGUUUAGAGUAUAUGUAAUAAUGAUCACAAGUAUGAUACAAGAAAAAGCAAUUUAGAUUUUUCUUUUAUCAAAAGAAAAAAUUCAAAAGAAUUUUUUUCUCCUUCAUGUGCUUUUGUUGCUGCAGAUUUUCAUAGUGCAUUUCAUUUUGUUGUCCAUUUGCUUGACCAUGUAUGAUAUGUAUGUCAGGUCAGCAUACAGUGUACAUGUCAACAAAAUUAUCGUUUUUCUUUGAGAAACCAAUUUAGUAGGUGAUUUUUAUGUGCAAUUUGAUGAUCAUUUGUUAUGUUUCUUUUGAAUAAUAAUGCCUGAUUUUGUUGCAUUAUUUUUUUUUUUUAUAAGUUUCUGAUGUUGGUGACAAAUUUUAUAGAGGAUGUACCGUAUUGUUGACUCUUGUUUUUGUAUAGUAGAUGCAUGCUUUAUAGAUGAUACUAUAUUUCAGUUAUUAAAUAAUUCAACAACAAAA
Saccostrea cuccullata (small rock oyster) is the source of this 2631-nucleotide messenger RNA. RefSeq lists its product as uncharacterized. Bases 92 to 1312 code for a protein of 406 amino acids. The transcript has 8 exons. Lineage: Eukaryota; Metazoa; Mollusca; Bivalvia; Ostreida; Ostreidae. Gene Ontology annotation, biological process: ribosomal large subunit biogenesis. Gene Ontology annotation, cellular component: nucleolus. The record is from RefSeq and is a predicted model, not a curated record.